Messenger RNA from Acanthocheilonema viteae, 2616 nucleotides. The record is from the annotation of a GenBank genome assembly. Lineage: Eukaryota; Metazoa; Nematoda; Chromadorea; Rhabditida; Onchocercidae.
AUGUCUGAGGAUGUUGCAUAUUUGCAAUCAACAAAUGUACGGCAUAUUAGGAUACCUGGUGACGUUAUCAUAGGUGGAGUUUUCCCAGUUCACUCAAAAAGUGAUUCACCGGAUCAGCCUUGUGGUGUUAUUGCCGAGACACGAGGUGUACACAGAGUGGAAGCAAUGUUGUAUGCAUUGGAUGUUAUCAAUUCUCAGCGUGGAUUUUUGCGCGGCUAUAAGCUGGGCGCUCUUAUAUUGGAUUCAUGCUCAAAUCCAGCUUAUGCUCUCAAUCAGAGUCUUGACUUUGUCCGUGAUAUGAUUGGCUCAGCUGAUUUGUCCGAAUAUCAGUGUCGUGAUGGCAGUGUUCCGCAGAGUCGACAGUUACCACGCAAAAAUGUUGCUGCAGUUGUUGGUGGAAGUUAUAGUUCCGUUACUGUUCAGGUAGCUAACCUUUUGAGACUAUUCAAGAUAGUUCAAGUGAGUCCAGCGAGUACCAAUGCAGAUCUCAGCGACAAAACACGUUUCGAGUAUUUUGCUAGGACGGUGCCCAGCGAUAAUUAUCAAGCACGUGCAAUGAUUGACAUUGCACUGCACUUCAAUUGGACCUAUGUAUCCUUGGUGUACUCAGCAGAUGAAUAUGGUGAGCUUGGUGCCGAAGCUUUCAAGAAAGAAGCACGCAAAAUGAAUAUCUGUAUUGCUAUCGAGGAGCGCAUAUCACCCAAGAAAGAAGCAUUUCAGGAAUCUGUUGAUAAUCUUGUUAAAAAAUUGCAACCAGAUAAAGUCGUUGGAGCACGUGCUGUCGUGCUGUUUGUUGGCACGGAGUAUGUACCGGAAUUGAUGCUGCAAACAUUCGAACGUAUGCGUUUGGAGCAGUUACCACAUCGUAAAAAGAUUAUUUGGCUUGCGAGUGAAGGUUGGGAUCGAAACAAUGAAGCAUAUACAUCAGGUCCAAGGAAGCUGGCAGCAGAGGGCGCUAUUGUUUUGAUGUUAGCUUCCGAUCGUGUUCCUUCAUUUGAAGAAUAUUUUUUAUCCUUAAAUCCGGGUCAUCACAAAUUCGAACGGAACAAAUGGCUGAGAGAACUAUGGCGUCACAAAUUCAACUGUGAAUUUGAUUUACCUGAACAGAGUACAUUAAAUCGGUGUGAAGAUCAUCGUCAAACUGCGGAAAACUUCAAUCCAGAUGAUAAGGUUCAGUUCGUUAUUGAUGCAGUGUAUGCCAUUGCUUAUGGAUUGCAGGGAAUGAAAGAAGAAAUAUGUCCUGACGAUACCGUAUUAUCCUCGUGGAUAUCAAGACAUUCAAAUGCACCACAGAUUUGCGAUGCCAUGAAACAUAUUGAUGGCGAAGAGUUUUACCAAAAAUACUUGCUACAAGUAAAAUUUGAAGAUGCAGUAGGCAAAAAAUUUCGAUUUAGCUCAAAAGGCGAUGGACCAGCGCACUAUACAAUUUUAAAUUAUCAGCCAGAAAAUGGUCGAAGAAGAUCCGAUGAUUCUAGUCGAAGUGAUUACGUGGUUGUUGGACGAUGGUCCGAAGAACAUGAUGAAAUAUGUUGUUGGGCUUGCGGUAAAUGUGAAGAUUAUGAAUUUUUGGCAAAUGAAACAACCUGUGUAGAUUGUGGUGAAGGUUGGUGGCCGACGGCUGAUCGCAAAAGCUGCUUUAAUUUGGCUCAAUUUAAUCUGAAAUAUAUAAGAUGGUCUUCUUGGUAUUCAAUAAUACCUAUCUUGUUUGCUGUUAUUGGUAUUUGCUCAACAAUUGCUGUGAUUGUCAUAUAUUCGAGGAAUUACGAUACACCGGUGGUAAAAGCAUCAGGACGUGAGCUCAGUUUUAUUAUACUGGUGGCAAUGAUUAUGUGCUAUGCAAUGACUUUUGUACUCAUCUCUAGGCCAACCGCUUUCAACUGUGCCAUUAAAAGGACUGGUAUUGGAUUUGCUUUCUCAUGUUUAUACGCAGCUCUUCUGGUUAAAACCAACCGCAUAGCACGGAUUUUUUCACAUCGUUCAGUGCAGCGACCAGUAUGCAUCUCACCUAUAUCGCAAGUCUUUUUAACAGCAUUUCUUGCCGGCUUUCAGCUUUUUGGAUCGCUUAUUUGGCUUCUCAUUGUUCCACCCGGUACGAAACAUCAUUAUCCAACUCGAGAUCAAGUUGUGCUCAAAUGCAACAUUCCGGAUCAUCAUUUCCUUUAUUCGCUGGCUUAUGAUGCUGCAUUAAUUGUCUUAUGUACUGUUUAUGCGAUCAAAACUCGCAAAGUGCCAGAGAACUUCAAUGAAACACGUUUUAUUGGCUUCACAAUGUAUACAACAUGUGUUUUGUGGCUUUCAUGGAUAUUUUUCUUUUUUGGUACGGGUAGUGAUUUUCAGAUACAAACGACAUCAUUAUGCAUGUCAAUAUCGAUGUCUGCAAAUGUUGCAUUAGCGUGUAUCUUCUCGCCGAAAAUAUGGAUUAUACUAUUUGAAAAGCAUAAAAAUGUACACAAACAAGACGGCGUAUUUACAAAAAGGAAUCGUACACCUAUAAAUAUGCUUGACAAGGAAGCACCUACACAAUAUAUCGCUCUGUUAUCUGAGGAACGGAGGAAAAAUUCGGUUAGAAACUCUUAUUACAGCAUCUCAUCCUCUGGACAUGAUACAUUCUUGUAA